Messenger RNA from Ostrea edulis (European flat oyster), 648 nucleotides. RefSeq lists its product as uncharacterized. The transcript has a single exon. Bases 1 to 648 code for a protein of 215 amino acids. Lineage: Eukaryota; Metazoa; Mollusca; Bivalvia; Ostreida; Ostreidae. The record is from RefSeq and is a predicted model, not a curated record.
AUGGCAUCUCGUGCACCGACAGGAUGGUCAACAUCCCGGAGAGCGAUGCACUACAAGGCCGUCAUUCCAGAACGAGAUGAUGGGCUAUUUUUGAAUCUUCACAAAAGAGUAAAGAAGAGUCUGUUACCAAAGGGCAGUCGAGACGACGAAGAAAAUGGGAAAAUAGCUAAAAGAAUAUUAUCCAGACAAAGACGGAUACACGAAAAACAGCGCCAAUCUAGGUGGAACAAGAGUGAUUCAUCUAAUCUGGACUUAGUGUCAUAUAAACCAAAGUAUGACUCGUCUGUGUCCACUGUUGCCCCGUCUACGUCACACCUGAUGCACAAGCGACAAAUAUAUCUGCCACCUGUCGGUCGGACCACGUGCAUGACUUCAGAUUCAAGCUACACCUCGGACGAUAUAGACCGCAUAGUGAUGAGACUUACGAUGUGCGAUUUAGCGAGGGUUCCGGAAUCCAAAGGAUACGUAAAAAUCACUCCACAAACUAAACGUCGUGGUAAAUUCUAUAGCCAGAGGGAAGUCACAGGCAUUGUGGACCGACUCUCAGACUUCGACCAGGAAAAGCACCCACCCGAAUCUCGGGGAAACACUUCAGCCGUAAGGAGAAUAAAAGAAUGGAAAAAACAAGCAAUCGUUUGUGACAAUUGA